Molecule: messenger RNA, 769 nt
Organism: Pyrus x bretschneideri (Chinese white pear)
Lineage: Eukaryota; Viridiplantae; Streptophyta; Magnoliopsida; Rosales; Rosaceae
Product: NAD(P)H-quinone oxidoreductase subunit I, chloroplastic
Exons: 1
Coding region: 1-501 (166 amino acids)
Cellular component (GO): membrane
Molecular function (GO): NADH dehydrogenase (ubiquinone) activity; 4 iron, 4 sulfur cluster binding
Source: RefSeq, a predicted model, not a curated record
AUGUUCUCUAUGGUAACUGGGUUCAUGAAUUAUGGUCAACAAACAGUACGAGCUGCAAGGUACAUUGGUCAAAGUUUCAUGAUUACUUUAUCCCACGCAAAUCGUUUACCCGUAACUAUUCAAUAUCCUUAUGAAAAAUCAAUCACCGCGGAGCGUUUCCGCGGUCGAAUCCAUUUUGAAUUUGAUAAAUGUAUUGCUUGUGAAGUAUGCGUUCGUGUAUGUCCUAUAGAUCUACCCGUUGUUGAUUGGAAAUUGGAAACUGAUAUUCGCAAGAAACGGCUGCUUAAUUACAGUAUUGAUUUCGGAGUCUGUAUAUUUUGUGGUAAUUGCGUUGAGUAUUGUCCAACGAAUUGUUUAUCAAUGACUGAAGAAUAUGAACUUUCUACUUAUGAUCGUCACGAAUUGAAUUAUAAUCAAAUUGCUUUGGGUCGUUUACCAAUGUCAGUAAUUGACGAUUAUACAAUUCGAACAAUUUUGAAUUCGCCUCAAAUAAAUAAGUAAAUCUCUUAUUAACGAAUAAUUUAUAAUUACUUUACUAAUAACUAAUAUAGAAGGAAUUUAGGUUUCUUUCGUGUUGUUUGGUCAAUAACUACAAAUACCAACUAUUGAUUGGUUGGUAAGAAACGCGUCUUAAUUUGGAUUGAAAAUCCAUUAAUUAAUAUAUCCAUAAUUGUUUUAAAAUAUAUCGUUUAGAAUUAGAACGACUCUUUCAGAUAAAGAAUGAAAUUAGUCCAAUAAUAGUACUCACAUUUAUUCAUAUCCCUUAGUA